This is a messenger RNA of Panicum virgatum (switchgrass), 2247 nucleotides long. Its product is annotated as GMP synthase [glutamine-hydrolyzing]-like. The transcript is spliced from 6 exons. Gene Ontology annotation, molecular function: GMP synthase (glutamine-hydrolyzing) activity; ATP binding; GMP synthase activity. Bases 119 to 1747 code for a protein of 542 amino acids. Gene Ontology annotation, cellular component: cytosol. Lineage: Eukaryota; Viridiplantae; Streptophyta; Magnoliopsida; Poales; Poaceae. Gene Ontology annotation, biological process: GMP biosynthetic process. The record is from RefSeq and is a predicted model, not a curated record.
GUGUCAGUUGACUCAUCGUUAAAUACCCGUGAAACAUCUGCCUUCCUGGGUCAUCCCCGACUCCUAAACCCCAAAGCACCAAAACCCUAAUCCCCUCCUCCCCGCCGCCACCGCCGCCAUGGGCUCCGCCGCCGCUCUCCCGGCCUCCGCCGGCUCUGGCGAGAAUCUAGUCCUCAUCCUCGACUACGGCUCGCAGUACACCCACCUCAUCACCCGCCGCGUCCGCCAGCUGGGCGUCCUCUCCCUCUGCGUCUCCGGCACGGCGCCGCUUGCCGCCCUCGAGAGCCUGCGCCCGCGUGCCAUCGUCCUCUCCGGCGGGCCCCACUCCGUCCACGCCGAGGGAGCGCCCACCUUUCCCGAGGGAUUCCUGGACUUCGCCGAUGGCGCGGGCGCCCACGUGCUCGGCGUCUGCUACGGGAUGCAGCUGCUCGUGCAGUCCCUUGGCGGCGCCGUGGAGCCCGGGGAGCGGCAGGAGUACGGGAAGAUGGAGGUCGAGGGGACGGCGCCGUCCUCUGCGCUGUACGGGGAGGCGGAGACCGGGAAGCGCCAGACGGUGUGGAUGAGCCACGGCGAUGAGGUGGUCAGGCUGCCGGAGGGGUUCGAGGUGGUUGCGCGCAGCGUCGAGGGCGCCGUUGCAGCCAUCGAGAAUCGGGAGAAGCGCUUUUAUGGGCUCCAGUAUCACCCCGAGGUUACACAUUCACCCCAAGGAAUGGAAACACUCCGCCGCUUCCUAUUUGAUGUUUGUGGGAUCAAAGCUGAUUGGAAGAUGCAAGAUGUGCUGGAUGAAGAAAUCAAGACCAUCCAAAGCAUGGUUGGCCCUGAUGAGGAUGUUAUCUGUGCAUUGUCAGGUGGAGUUGAUUCAACUGUUGCUGCCACCCUUGUUCACAAGGCAAUAGGAGAUAGGCUUCAUUGUGUUUUUGUUGACAAUGGUCUAUUGAGGUACAAGGAGAGAGAACGAGUAAUGUCAACCUUUGAAAGUGAUUUGCACCUGCCAGUUACAUGUGUUGAUGCCUCGGAGCAAUUUCUCAGCAUGUUAAAGGGCAUCGAAGACCCAGAGCAGAAAAGAAAGAUUAUUGGCAGGGAGUUCAUAGCUGUUUUUGAUGAUUUUGCUCACAAGCUGGAACAGAAGGUAGGGAAAAGGCCUGAAUAUUUAGUUCAAGGGACAUUGUACCCUGAUGUAAUUGAAUCAUGCCCACCUCCUGGGAGUGGAAGGACACAUUCCCACACCAUCAAAAGCCAUCACAAUGUUGGUGGCCUUCCAAAAGAUAUGAAGUUAAAACUCAUUGAACCACUCAAGCUCCUAUUCAAAGAUGAGGUGCGGAAGUUGGGGAGUAUUUUGAAUGUCCCAGAUUCAUUUUUAAAGCGGCACCCAUUUCCUGGGCCUGGUCUUGCUGUACGUGUCCUAGGUGAUGUUACACAAGGCAAUGCUUUGGACACCCUUCGUCAGGUGGAUGACAUAUUUGUUCAGGCUAUUAAAGAUGCUGGCCUCUAUGAUAAAAUUUGGCAAGCUUUUGCUGUCUUCUUGCCGGUACAAACAGUUGGGGUUCAAGGUGACCAGCGAACCCACUCCAAUGCUGUUGUCUUAAGGGCAAUCACCAGUGAGGAUGGCAUGACUGCAGAUUGGUACUAUUUUGACCGUGAAUUCCUAGUAGAUGUGGUCAACACAAUCUGCAACAAUGUCCGUGGCAUCAACCGUGUCUGCCAGGACAUCACAUCAAAGCCACCUGCAACAGUUGAGUGGGAAUAGGAACUGGUGCUCUGAUGGUGUGACGGUGGGGUCUGGCUCGGAAGUUGAGGAACAAUUUACCUUUUGGUGCUGAGAUCAAAUGAUAUAUGGCCCCAGUUAUUAGUGUAAUGAUUACGGUUUAGUCAAAAAUAUCCUUUAUCGAACCUUAGAUGAUAAACACAGCAAAACUCGUGAACUCUAUACUCUGCUAAAUUCUAGAGUAUACUUCUGGGUCACUGAGCAUUUUCUGGGGCAUCUGGAUCCGAGAGUUUCUUUUUCUAUUCAUGGAUCGAGACUGAUGUUGGGAAGGACAUCUGGAUCCGAGGGUUUAGGGAAGCGCACUUGGUUUCUUCGUUUUACGUUUGUCUUGCUAAGCACUAUUCUGAAGCUUUUUUUUUUCAGCAUGUAGAUUUAACCAAACGGCAGGCAAUGUAAUGUAGGUUCAAACCAAAUGGCAAAAAAGACAUUUGCGCCAUUUGUCUGUUGUAUAUGUAAGCGACCGGAGUAAUCUUCAUUACAUA